CCGCAGGUCAGACGUCUCCUGUGAAAUCACUGAAACCGUGCACGGCUCCGAUGUCCCAGCCCACUCCUCAACCGACGUCCCAUCCUGCUCCACAGCCACUGCCCCACCCGUCCUCUCAGCCCACACCCCAGCCCCAGUGGCAGGAGAUGAUCACCGGCACGGAGACCCCCAGUCAGCCGGAGAUGCCCCCCAACCCGCUCUCCUUCCCCAGCAGCACCCUGCUCUCGUCUUCACCCAAACCGGACGCGUCGGAGCUCUACCUCAAGUCCAGGGCCUUGUUGGACAACAAGCCUCUCAACACCAAGGACCUGGAUGUGUUCAUCAAAAGGAACCAGGAGUCGGGCUUUGGCUUCAGAGUGCUUGGAGGCGAGGGGCCGGAUCAGCCGGUGUACAUCGGCGCCAUUGUGCCGCUCGGUGCAGCGGAGAAAGACGGGCGCCUGCGGGCCGGGGACGAGCUGCUCUGCAUAGAUGGCGUGCCGGUAAAGGGCAAGUCCCACAAGCAAGUGCUGGAGCUGAUGACCAACGCUGCCCGCAACGGUCAAGUCAUGCUCACGGUCCGCAGGAAACUGGUCCAGUCAGAUGGAGGUAGCGAGGAGGAGGGCGGUCAGCAGCCCCACCACGUUGCAUCCGCCUUGGUCAACAACUCUCCCAAGAUGCCCGGCGGCGAGGUGCCAGGCGCCGUCCAGCAGGCGCCGUCCUCCCGGCCCGAGUGCUUUGACGUUACCCUGCAGCGCAAAGACAACGAGGGCUUCGGCUUCGUCAUCCUCACCUCAAAGAACAAGCCCCCGCCUGGAGUUAUACCUCACAAGAUCGGCCGCAUCAUCGAGGGCAGCCCCACAGACCGCAUAGGUCAGAUGAAGGUGGGAGACCGCAUCUCCGCCGUCAAUGGCCGCUCCAUCAUGGAGCUGUCGCACAACGACAUCGUCCAGCUCAUCAAGGACGCAGGGAACUCUGUCACGCUCACUGUUGUGCCUGAAGAUGACAGCGCUCCUCCAUCUGGAACAAAUUCCGCCCGGCAGAGCCCUUCGGCACAACACAGAGCUGUGGGCCAACAGCCUCCCAGCUAUCCAGAAAGGAACGGCGACAGUGAGAUGAAGAACUCUUUCUCACAGAGAGAGAUGGGUGCACUCAUCACAUCAGGCCCUAAGCAGGGCUGUUUCGUGGUGGAGCUGGAGCGCAGCCAGCGGGGCUUCGGCUUCAGUCUGCGAGGAGGGAAAGAGUACAACAUGGGACUGUUCAUCCUGCGACUGGCUGAGGAAGGACCUGCUCUGAAAGACGGCAGGAUACACGUCGGGGAUCAGAUAGUGGAGAUCAACGGGGAGGCCACCCAGGGCAUCACACACACUCGGGCGAUCGAGCUGAUCCAGGCGGGCGGCAGCAAAGUCCAUCUGCUGCUCCGACCCGGCCAGGGCCUGGUCCCGGAUCACAGUGCAAAGGACAAAGUAACCAUUCCAACCUCAAGCUUUCCCAGAUUCUCUGUAUCUGAUGGACAUUCAUCUCCUGCCUCUCCGUCCUCUGUCUUCUUCUCUACCUCGGAACUGUCCCCAUCUUCCCCCAAAAUAUCCGUCACUGAGGAGUUCUCUGGGGUGGACUUCAGGGCGUCUGGGUCCCCUGGCACCGGUCAGGAGUCCGGCAGGCAGGCUAACAGAUCGAGAGGACAGCAGCCUCCUCACCACGACCAUAAACGCACCAUCAGCCCCGGCGCCAGAAAGACAAGCAGGGCCGACUCCAAGUCUGCGAGUCCCAAAAGAGCCGCUGACGGCUGGAGAGAUCACGUGGAGCGCUCCCAGAGCCCGAGAAAAACAGAGCGAGGCCACAGCGGAUCCUUGGAAGACAUGAGCAAGGAGAGAAAAUCCCCAGGGCAGAGAGACCACUACUCCUCUAGCACCAGGAAGGGCUCCAAGAGGGAACAUGACCCUGCUGUGCCUGUGAAGAACCUGGAGGAGCCCCAGAGCCCCCGGCGUCCAGCUGGCCAGCAGCCCAGUGUUCCAUCCGCAGAGGGGAAGGACCGGAGGUACAAGGAGGAGGAUGCACCUUACCGGCAGGAGAGGGGGACCACGGAGAGCGGAGACAACAGCUGGGCGACCGUCGAACGCCACAAGAAAGGCAAAAGAGCCGAGCAAGACGCAGCGGCACAAAAGUCUUACUCCCAAAUGCACAGGGAGAGGGCGGGGUCAGAUGCCGACAGUGGCACCCUGAACCGAAGGAGCGGGAGAGAGAAGGGGGACACACAACACCGGGAGAGCAAGCACCACGGGACGACCGAUGAAGCGACCAGAAAGGACCCCAGAGGUUCGAGCAGUAGCAUCCAGGACCCCAGCUGCAACGGGACCACCGCGAGCAAGAAGGCUCCCAUCACCCCGGGUCCGUGGAAAGUUCCCAGUUCGGCCAAGAUCCAGUCCCGAGUGGACGUAACAUAUGCAGAUGUCUGAUAUCUUUCCAGGACUCUCUGCAUCUAUGAAGAUAUAGCUGAGCCUCUGAACAUCCGGGAAUGAAGGAUUUUUUCUUUGGACGAAGCAGAUCACUGUGUAACCAGCAACAUAGCUUCUCGUUGCUCGGCUGUUGUUGUUUUCAGUUUUUUCUUUCACCCAGUUUGCCUCGGUUGGUUUGCAUCGAAGCUGCUUACGUCUGAUCCGACGCACGUGCUCGCACCCACCUGAGUAUUCGCAUCAGAUGGCGUCAGAGCGCGACGUUUGGAUGAGACACCAAAGUUUAUUUUGUGCCAAUCACAGACUCGGGUUUGAAGAUCGGACGAGCGGCUCCUCCCGUCUGCUCACGUUCAUGAAGGAUUCUGGGUUUUUGGUUUUGUUUGUUUUGUUUUUCGUCACUUUUAAAGGUUUAAGGCACAUUCCUACAACCACUCAGCUUCUCUUCCUGGCAGGACUGAGUCACUGUGGCUGUCACUGAUGGAUGUAGUGAAAAAAUGAGGCUGGUGAGUUUCUCUUAAAAAUUGGCUGCAAAGGGUGACGGAGUGUCUUCUGAGUCAUUUACGGCCUGAGAGAGAGAGAGUGUGUGUGUGUGUGUGUGUGUGGGUGUGUGUGUGUGUGUGUGUGUGUGUGUGUGUGUGUGUGUGUGUGUGUGAGAGUAUGAGUGUGAGUGACUGCAUUCAUACACUCUGAAACACUCUGAUCCCAUUAGCUUACAGGAGGGUGGACAGAUUGCCCCGGAGCUUUAUAUGCAUUAAUCAGCAGACCAGAUACUUGUGGUUCUAGUUCUAAUGUUUGUCACAUGUGUGUUGAUAAUUAAAAAAAAAAGCAUAAUGUAAUUUAUUGAAGUUAUAUAUGUAAACACAAACUGUCAGUGCACAUAUCCCACGCCGUCAUUUCACUUUCGAUGUGGAUUCAAAGUACAGAAAUAGAAUGUGUAAAUAGGCGUCAGCAUCCGAAAUAACAGCAUUACCAUCUAUGCAUUCUAUUUCUAGGAUUGCACGGUCACACGAGUCAUAUUGUCGUCUACUGUUUGCAGCUCUGUAUUUUAGGUCUGUGUGUGUACGUAUACAAACUGACUGGUAGGCCUGUGUGUUGUCGAUAUUCGCCGUAGCAUCGACUAUACUUAAUCAGAAACAUAUAUUAUUAUUAUUUAACAAAAGCGAUGACACGUAUAUUGACACUUCAUUUAGACGAGUUGAACUGUCGCUGAAAACUUUGAGAGAUAUUGGUAUUUUUAUUGUAGGCACAAAAGACGUGUUGUUUCCUCCUCACUCUAACCUCCAAAUCUAUUUUUGAUCUAUUUUUUUAUUUAGUACGUGACCAUCAAUGUGAGAAGGAAGAAGAAGAAAAAAAUGGCGUGUAUAUUUUUGUUUUGUUUGCUUAGCUGUUAAUUAUUAACAACACCGUGGCUAUCACUUUAGUGUUAUAAAUAAAACCAGGCUCCCAAAAGAAUGCAGUUAAUUUACCACACGUGGAGGGGGGGCGGGGGUUUGUGUGCAAAACCGGCUCGGCUGCCUUUUUUUUUUUUCCGGGAGUUCCAUUUGAAGUUUAUCAAAUUUAAUUAAACGGGGACAUAAAAAAAAGAAUCUAUUUUUUAUUUAUUAGAAGCAGCUGUGCCCUGAUCUGAGCAGAACAUGUAGUGUUGUUAAUAACGGCGGAGUGCAGAGACAUCUAGUGGUUCGAACUUGCGGCGUCAUCAGCGUGCCUGUUUUGAAAGAUGCACAGCAGCAUUUACUCUGAGGCCGUUUACUAAUUUAUUGCGGAAUGAUGGGCUGCCGAUGUACGAUUCUCCGGUUCAUCUCCAUGUAGGAUACCGUGGCCUUGCAUUGCUCCAACGUAGAAAAACAUAAGACGUCUCUUGAUUUUAACAUCAUGGUUAGAUGUAAAUGUUUAUAAAUUGUACAGCACCUGUAUAAAUACUUGCCUUCAUGCAGAAAAAAAAAACAAAACCUCUGUAAAUCGUUUCAUUAUUUUUCUAAGGGAACCGAGAGGAAAGGAUAUAAAAUGGGUGAAAAUAAAUAAUCUGGUCAUGGCAUUCUGUUCAUGCACUGAUAAAUAAAGGUUUACUGAAUAAACACUUCUGCUGUGGUACA
Messenger RNA from Paralichthys olivaceus (Japanese flounder), 4522 nucleotides. Lineage: Eukaryota; Metazoa; Chordata; Actinopteri; Pleuronectiformes; Paralichthyidae. The record is from RefSeq and is a predicted model, not a curated record.